AUGUUCGUCUUACCACCACCUCCGAGAUAUCCUUCCCAAGCCGCAUACAGCCUUGCUGUUGCGAAUGGCCAAGUGACACCCAUGAUCGAGACAAACAACAAUUUGUCGCAUCCUACGGGGCCAGAAUAUCAGCUGGUUGUUGGUGAAGGAACAUACAUUCUAAAGGAUGACCUACAUCUUUCAACACCCCCUCCGCAUCCAUCGGAAGCUCCUAUUAUCAAUCCGAACCCUCUUGGAACAACUCCCCAGCCAGCCACCUCUGGAACCAAGCUCUCAUUGUUAUCAUUGAGCUCUAGAGGUGCACCACCACUACCUUUGUAUACAGAUGAGGUGAACAGAAGUGGCACUACGGGGUUCCGGACUAGUAUACAGGAGCACCCCAGCGAGGGUCGGCCAUCUGGUGACUUGGUACCCCCGAGCAGCGAUGGAGGCAGUAUAUCUAUGACGGGGAGUGGUAGAGGACCAGUGUCAAUCGGCUCAGCGCCAGCAUUCGGCAAAGGGAACCAACUGCUUUCACCAAGUGGGAAAGAUGCCGGUAAGCGACGCAAGCCAAAGAACAAUAUCGCAAAGAGCAAUUCUUCGUUCAUUUCACGGUGUAUUGUACACGAAAACCUAAGCAAGAGACUGCAAGACCGUCCGUCAGAUGGCUAUUUUGCUUUUGCAAACAUCAACCGCGCCUUCCAAUGGCUAGACUUAUCGUCACCUCAAAAGGUGGAUCAUUUCACAAAGAUUCUGUUUACCAAAGGACAUUGCCUCUGUCACGACGUUAAUCAAGUCACCAAGAGCCACAGCCAUAUAGAUCUCAUCAUGGGUUUCUCUACGGGUGAGAUCAUAUGGUUUGAGCCCAUCUCCCAGAAGUACACACGGCUGAACAAAAACGGAAUUAUUAAUACAACGCCUGUCUCUGAGAUCCGGUGGAUUCCCGGCUCAGAAAACCUCUUUCUCGCAGCACAUAUGGAUGGCUCUUUGGUAGUUUAUGACAAAGAGAAGGAUGAUGCAGCCUACCUGCCAGAAGAACACAGUCAGAAUGCCAAUGACGCCUCGGAACGAAGCAGCGGACAUGCUAACCACUCAGCAAAACUCCAUAUUGGCAAGUCGGUGGAUUCUAAGAACCAGAAAUUCAAUCCUGUCUCAUUCUGGAAGCUAUCGAAUCAACGGAUAAAUGCCUUUGCAUUUUCCCCUGACAACAGACAUAUUGCCGUUGUAUCCGAAGACGGUACUCUACGGAUUAUUGACUACCUGAAAGAACGGCUCUUGGACAUCUACUCGAGCUAUUACGGCGGGUUUAUCUGUGUCUGUUGGUCGCCGGAUGGAAAAUACGUGCUUACAGGGGGACAAGAUGAUCUCGUCUCCAUCUGGUCCGUAGCUGAAAGCACGAUCGUUGCUCGAUGUCAAGGCCACCAGUCUUGGGUGACAGCUGUCUGCUUCGAUCCAUGGCGCUGUGACGACCGGAAUUACCGUUUUGGCAGUGUAGGGGAAGAUUGUAGGCUUCUCUUGUGGGAUUUCAACGUGGGCAUGCUACAUCGUCCCAAAGCUUCUUCUGUGAGACAACGGGGCAGUAUAUUAUCACGGAUCGCAAAUAAUCCACUGCAAAGAGCCGAAACACAGACCACCACAGGCAGCAGAGUCAGGCCGAACUCUGUAGUUUCUGUCGACCGGGAUGAAGAAAGUACAAUCGAACAUCCUGUUGAGCCUAGAGCUACUACUGCGAUGUUACCACCUGUCAUGUCAAAAGUUAUCGACCCAGACCCACUAUAUUGGCUAGCCUUUACGCAGGAAUCAAUAAUUACGAGCUGCAAAACUGGACAUAUUCGCACAUGGGACCGGCCACAAGAUGGCGCAGAUAAGAGUGAUGCCAUCUAG
Venustampulla echinocandica is the source of this 1863-nucleotide messenger RNA. Its product is annotated as WD40 repeat-like protein. The record is from RefSeq and is a predicted model, not a curated record. The transcript is spliced from 9 exons. Bases 1 to 1863 code for a protein of 620 amino acids. Gene Ontology annotation, molecular function: protein binding. Gene Ontology annotation, cellular component: cell tip; nucleus; cell division site. Gene Ontology annotation, biological process: carbon catabolite repression of transcription. NCBI's taxonomy places the organism in Eukaryota, Fungi, Ascomycota, Leotiomycetes, Helotiales, Pleuroascaceae.